CUCGCCCCGCCUGCUCCGCUCUCACUAUGUCUGAGACCGCGCCGCCCGUGCCGGCCACCUCCACUCCCCCCGAGAAGCCUGCGGCUGGCAAGAAAGCCAAGAGGCCGGCCAAGGCUGCGGCUGCUGCCAAGAGGAAGCCCGCGGGCCCCUCCGUGUCGGAGCUGAUCGUGCAGGCGGUGUCGUCUUCCAAGGAGCGCAGCGGCGUGUCCCUGGCCGCGCUCAAGAAGGCGCUCGCGGCCGCCGGCUACGACGUGGAGAAGAACAACAGCCGCAUCAAGCUGGGCCUCAAGAGCCUGGUGAGCAAGGGCACCCUGGUGCAGACCAAGGGCACCGGCGCCUCGGGCUCCUUCAAGCUCAACAAGAAGGCGGCCUCCGGGGAGGCGAAGGCCAACCCCACGAAGGUGGCGAAGGCCAAGGUGACAGGCGCUUCCAAGAAACCUAAGAAGGUCACAGCGACUGUUAAAAAAGCUGUUAAGACUCCGAAAAAGGCCAAAAAGCCGGCUGUAGCCAAGAAGUCGUCCAAGAAGCCCAAGGUUGUGAAGCCUAAGAAAGUAGCCAAGAGCCCUGCCAAGGCCAAGGCUGUUAAGCCCAAGGCGGCCAAGGCGAAGGUGACCAAGCCAAAGACGGCAGCCAAGCCCAAAAAGGCCGCACCCAAGAAAAAGAUAAUGCAAACAAGUUCUCUACCGCUGUUCAUUUAGCAGUCUGUCCUGGAUCUUUGGCUGUAAUGGGACCCAGAGCUCUCCAUCUCUUUCCACAGGGAUUACAAACAAUGCCGUGAACAUUCCUGCACGUGUGUUUUGGCACCUAUGUGGACACAGUUCUGGAGCUCCACGACUGAUGUUCACGUGGCUGACCCGCCGUCCUCAGCCCCCCUGGAGGAAGAGCAGAUCCUGUGUGGCCCAAAGCUCCCAUUAGGAGUUAUACUGUUGACUGUUCAGUGGCCAAGGCCACCAGGCCCUGGAAAGAUACCUGGCUUCCCAUGGCUCGUCACCCUGGCUGGUCUGGCCAUCCUCCUCCAGGACAGAGCUGGGGUUGGAAGACCACCAGAGGACAGAUACUUACAGAAUCCGAUGUCCCGAGGGAGAACCUGCGGACCAGCUAACAGGAAGGAGGGGACAGAAACUGCCCAGGACUCAAAGGGGGGGGGAGGGGCAGAGAACGAAGCUCAGACACCCGCUCUAGCAUUUCCUGGCCACUGAUCUUUGACAAUCGGCUUCAUGUCUCAUAGGUCUGGAAUUCUUGGCUACAAACUGGAGUUUCACAGCAUCCCCUACCUCACAGGAGUAGAUCAUUUACACGGAACAAGAACGACAAAGAGGGCCGCUAGCUGAGUGGGGGCUACACACACCGCUCGCCAGGGCCACCUGCUAAGCCUUCAGGCAUUUUAAGAGCUGCUUGUUUAAACUCAACGAUUAUUAAAAACUGAAUUAUAUAAACUUACAAUUAAAUAGCUUAUAUAAAAAGCAAAGUUAAGGGCGCCUG
Molecule: messenger RNA, 1482 nt
Organism: Callorhinus ursinus (northern fur seal)
Lineage: Eukaryota; Metazoa; Chordata; Mammalia; Carnivora; Otariidae
Source: RefSeq, a predicted model, not a curated record